CAAGUGUGACCCUACUGACUCGGAUUCGGAGAGUACUAGAAAAGCGACACUCUUAACACAAGAUGGAGGCCGCCAAAGCCCGCACGGCGGCGGCCUUCGGUGCGGCCCGGGGCUUCCAGAAGAUGUUUUUUUCUGCUUCGUUGCCGACCUUUUUCUUCUGGUCGUUUGUUUUCUACAUCUUUGCGGGCACCUGGUGCAUGAUCAGCAUGCCGGCGCUGAAGGCGUACCUGUGCGGCAUACCGGCCGAGGACACCAAAUUGCACCGCACCUACAUGCCGGACGCCAUGAAGCCUGGGCUGGGGUGUCCCAACUGCACGGACUUGAUAUUGACCUGUGGGAAGUCGGACUGCGUGCAGGCGGCGUUCCAGCGGAGUUACGUGUACGAAGUCGUCGUAAACUUAGUUCGCCAUCAACAUCGUGCGUCCUACAAUUUUGCUGCUGAAGAUACAUUCUGUGACUUAUUUCAGUCUGCCUGUCCUCUUCUAGUCCUAGAAGUACAAGUUGUAUGAAGAGCGCUCCGUUCUUGUAGCCAGAAAAGCAAUCAUCUAAAAUCAACCGGAAAUAACCGAGAUUCACCAACACUGUACCAUCUCAGCCUCUACGGAAGCGCCGCGCCCUUGAACACCAGUCAUAUUCUCGGCGACUCCAUGAUCAAAGACACGUUGCAAGAAACCGUGCUCGACGCUAUCCAGGAUACCGAGUGCAACACCGCGGUGACGUCUGGAACGACUGUCCACGGCAUCACCUUGGACGCCAUCGCGAAGCGCGCAGCGGCGGCCGCUGCCAACAACGCGGACGGGCUGACGGCCAAGUGCGUGAAAGUCAUGUGCCAGAAUUUGUACUCGUUGUUCGUCACGAACAAUUAUGCAAUGCAAAAGUAUCUUACUAGUAUAGAUUGCAUUACAAAUUCCCCAGCAUUACAAAUUGAAUAUGUAAUGCUGAUUUACCUUGAGAAAGAGAUUUGUAAUGCAUAAAAUGCAAUUACUACGAGUACGAUACUUUUGCACAGGAUAAAAAUGCCUCUGGCACGCCGGAACCGACCACCACCGCGAUCUCAGAGUGUACGGCGGAAGCGGUGUGGAGUCUCGCGAGCGCGAAGACCAUGCUGGACGCCUGCGACCAGUUUUCAGACUACAAGGCGGUUCUGUCGGGGCACGCGUACGAGCGCAUCAUCGCCACGAAAAACACCUGCAUGCAGCCGGCCAUUGACAACGCCAAAACGGCGUUCGCGGCCGAGUACGCGGCGAUUAUCGACAUUAGUGGGGCGGCGGGGAGCACCGCGGUUACGGAUCGGAACACCUGUUUCGGUCUGCUCAGUGCGGCGAACGACUUGGUGACUUUAGUCAAGAAUAUCAAGGAGGCGAGGAUUUCGGUACAGUGUGAGAAGAAGUUGCGCAUUUUCAAUGAUUAUGAUUUUUUUUUCGUCUUUCUCUUAAACUUGAACUUCUACGACUUCUGCGGUAUAAUCACGCCUGAUGAAGCGAUGUCCUAUUAUAAUUUUGAUUUCCAGAAUGAACAAGUAGACAAUGACAAUUCCAGCCCGCCGGCAAUUUCGACAACGGCAAUGUCUGCGGGCGUUUUUUCUGCAACGCCUUGUACAAUGCCGGCACGUUUCCGAAUCAAGCCACGCCCCCUGCGACCGUCGUCACAGCCUGCACCUACACCGGUGCUUCCUCCGCGGGGUUCGCGAUCAAAGAUAUUUUGGCCACUUUAAUUCAGGGCCCGGGCACCGGGGAUACCUACGACGCGAUGGACAUCCCGACGUAUUGCAACGAAGCCAGCGGCGGCGUAAUUGGUAUUUCGGACUUCCGAAGUCUGCUGACGGAAUUUCAGGCGCAGUACACAGCGAAUUUGGGAAAUCCAAGAAGGGAGUUAAUUGGGGCAUCAACUACUACGGGAGCAGGAGGUGGCGGAAGUGCAAAAGUAGAUGAAGCAGACGAAAGUGUUGGAGGGAGAUUAUUUGCGGACGAAGUAGGUCAACAAGGUCAUCAUGCUGAUGCAACAAGCAAAGCUUCAACAUCAUCUUCGUCUACCACCAGCGAAAGCGAGAGCGGGGGCCCCGCCGCCGCGGCCCUAGGUGGCAAGUCUAACCACGCAGCAGCUGCUGAAACUGAGAAAUUCGUUCAAGAACUGAUCCAAGACCAUAAGCUGAACAGCGUAAUCCUGCUGCACGAAGAGGAUGUGAAUACGAAGAAAAGUGAGUCGGAUAGUAAAAACAGUAAGUCAAUAACAUCCUGCGGCAGGGCACCAGCAUCUUCGCUAAAAAAUAUUGACAAGAAGACAAGCCAGCAUCCUUCACUUCCGUACAAGGAGAAAAUCGUGCUGGUGGAAGAUCUUUUCAUCCCCGAAAGUUUCAGGGAAGAAGAAAAACGAUCCAUCAAGCACAAGCUGGAACAAUAUGCGUCGGAGAACCAGGCGGAGAGAAUAAGACGGAAAAGAGCUGCGGAUUUGGCAGCGGCGGUUGAUGCUGAGAAAGACGGUCGCACAACAGCUACACAAGAGUUUGGCGCGGCCGGUAGUACCGAUAGCGGCACCACGACAUCACCUUCCUCGCAGGCACACCUUCGAUUCUCUGUUUCCUCGCUUGUUCCAGAGCUUCUUAGCACUUUUUUCGCACGGGUUUUGCCGAUACCUGUAGUAGAACUACUGGGCAGCACAAGCAGAAGUGUUUCACCUGAGGACGACGGAGCUGUAGAGAAUGCGUCUACGACGUCCUCUGAAGAUCUCUUUGUCCAGACUGUCAUCAAGACAAUACCAAACCUGUACGCUUGGAUGUACUUGCAACACGACCCGAUAUUCGGGGACUAUAAUAGAGGGGCACCAACAUCUUCGUCCACCGCAAAUAAUCUUCCCUCAUCCGCAGUUUCUACAUCACGACCCAUAAACGUACAUCCUCUUCAAAUUAGCACGCCGCCCUUUGUGCUGGAGUUAGAAGCUUCGAUCUCUUCAGAUCCAGGUCGUUCCACCGUCGACGUCCAAGAUAGCCCACAUGAUCUAGUCGACUCACCCGCCGCGCCACUAGCCACAAGCUACAGCUCUCGUUUUGGGGCCAUCGGCGACUUGAACUCCGACGAGGAUUUGCGCACUAGUGAGACAAAAGACGCGACCAUUCCGAGUCAGCGCGAAGUUCUUGCGAUGCAUCGAGUAGAGAAGACAUCCGCGGCAAAGGACACGGAUUCAACGCGACAACCGCCUGGCGGGCGACCACAUCAACGAAAAGACCUUUCAAGGAGAAAUGAGUACCCUACUGCUUCCCCCGCAGAAGGUCAUAGACCAACGAACCAAGAGGAGCCUCCUGAUGCGCUUACAACUCCGCCGCCUCCGCCUCCAAUAAUAGUCGACGCAGGAUACGAUGCAGCAGAGCAGGAGCAGCUAUACUACGAGAGAAGAAACAAAAGGAAUCGCAACAGAAAUCGGCAACUCCAGUCAAAUGACGACCUGGACGACUAUGAAGAGGGCGACUGGUCGUUGUGCAAUUGCUACACCAUGUGCAUGCCCGGCUUGCAGACGCGAAAGGUCGACUGCUACGCCAGCGCCUGCGCAGAACCAAAGCCGGCAACCAAGCAGGCCUGCGAGUGCACGCACUGCGCGGAUUGUCAAGUUCUGCUCAACCUGCUCAUCAUCGCAAUCUUCUACUUCAUCCAGGUAUGUUACUAGAUGUUGAUGUAGUACAUAAGACAUCGACCUUGUCUUUGAAGAUUUUCUUUCUCGCUCGAACUAAAGCUUGCUUGCGUGCAGCUACAUCGAAAAAAUCGCAUUCGCAUUGCCUUUACGAGCUGGUGCGGUUUUAGUUGCUGAGUACAGAAACUGAAACAGAAACUCUCAUCUUCAUUCAAUUUCUACAACUAUCAGGGCGGCAUCGCGUUUGUCGUGUGGCUCGGAUUUCUCUACUGGUCCAGCAAAACGCAGGAUGACCUCGUCGGCCUCAACAUUUGCCAGAAAUGCCUGGCGAUCAUGUGCAAGAAGCUUCCGACCUUCGUCCGGAUCUUGACCUUUAUCCAGGAAAAAACACCCAUCCCCAUGCAUUUUUUGCAUGACAAACAAAGGAGUUUAUGCAUGUUUUGCAUGACAAAUUGGAUGGGGAUGGGUGUUUUUUCCUGGAUAACCCUGAUCAUGUUCUUCCAGCUGUGCUUCCUUGCCACCCAAGCCUUCGCGCCGUACGACAUGCUCGCGUGGCAGAUGGAUUGCAAGUUUCCGGAUAUGUGGGUCACGGCGGGCGUGAUCUCGAUUGUUUGGAUUUUCCAAUUGAUGCUGGGCAUGAUGGCGAAAUUGAUGAUCGUAUUGCCGCCUUAUCUGUUCACCCCAAUAAGCAGGAACACUGGAUUUCUGGUCAAAUUGCUGAGAAGUUUAGGACCGUAAAAAUAUUCGUGCUGUUACUUUUUUUUUCCCGCUCGCGAUUUAUCACCAGCUGAGGGUUGAUGAGAUUGAGUUUGAGCGUUUUGGUUCUGCUGAGUUGAAGCAUUGUUUUGAAGAAUGUUUGUAGCUAGAGCUUCGCUUUUUAUUUCCUAAUCGAGGUCGCCAACCUCGAUUACGAUUUGGCUGGCUUUUUAGGAGGAACUUUCCCCCGAACCCGCUGAACAGGACCCCGCAGAGUUACUUGAGUAGUGUCGUUAACGAACAAUAGAGAGCCUGCUCCUACGCUUAGAAAGCUGACACGAUAUGAAAACUUCCUGCAUAUUGCUGGACGACCAUCUCCGACUUGCUUCUUCAAGGUGAGAGCCUCGCUGUAGCCGUAUUGAAGACAAAUGUAGUCCCGAGAAAUAAGAAUGAAUACAACAAUGCAACGGAUUCAGUACUUCUCAUGAUGAGCCAGGGAUACUUGUUUGGUACCCUUCGCGCAACACAAUUUUCGAGCUCG
Amoebophrya sp. A120 is the source of this 4858-nucleotide messenger RNA. Lineage: Eukaryota; Dinophyceae; Syndiniales; Amoebophryaceae. The record is from the annotation of a GenBank genome assembly.